Messenger RNA from Sporothrix schenckii 1099-18, 1932 nucleotides. Its product is annotated as CwfJ domain protein. Gene Ontology annotation, cellular component: post-mRNA release spliceosomal complex. Lineage: Eukaryota; Fungi; Ascomycota; Sordariomycetes; Ophiostomatales; Ophiostomataceae. Gene Ontology annotation, biological process: mRNA splicing, via spliceosome. The record is from RefSeq and is a predicted model, not a curated record. The transcript is spliced from 2 exons. Gene Ontology annotation, molecular function: RNA lariat debranching enzyme activator activity. Bases 1 to 1932 code for a protein of 643 amino acids.
AUGUCGUCGAAACUGAUCGUCCUCGGCUCCGUCAAUGGCCAGUUUGCCGCGGCCUUUAAGAAGCUCGGCGCCCUCCACGCCAAGAACCAGUUUGCCUGCUGCAUUGCCACGGGCAAUCUGUUCGGCGAAGACGACGAUGACGACGAGCUCGCGCAACUUUUGGCCGGCCAGAUCGAGGUGCCCGUGACGACCUACUUUACCGUCGGCACGCGGCCGUUCCCGGCGCGCAUUGCGUCCCGGCUGGAGGCGGCCGCCCAGAGCGACGACGGCGAGGGCAACGAGAUCUGCCCCAACCUGCACUACCUCGGCAAGCGCAGCGUCACCAAGACGGCCGAGGGCCUGCGGAUUGUGGCGCUGGGCGGGCUGCUGGUCGACAACGACGGCGCGGCCUCGGCCGACGGCGUCGUGCGCGCGGGGCCCUCGACGGAUGCGUGUCUGCCGUUCCACUCGGUCGCCGACGAGACGUCGCUGCGGGGCGCCCAUGGCGCGGACAUUUUGUUGACGGCCAUCUGGCCGCGCGGGAUUCUCAAGGGCUCGGCCCAGACGGUGUUCCCGGCGGGCUCUGGCCUGGACCCAUCGCGCAUGAUCCCGGCCAGCGACGGCCUCGCGGACCUCGUGGUCGCCCUCCGUCCGCGGUACCACGUGACGGCGUCGCCCGACGUGUUUGGGAGCGAGGGAGGCGACGGUCCACCAACGACGACGACAACAACGCUCUUUUACGAACGCGAGGCCUUCUUCCACCCGGAGCGCCCCGACGCCUCGCACUCGCUCGCCAUUGAUGUGACGCGGUUCCUGUCGCUUGCCGCCUGGGGCAACGCUGCCAAGGCGAAAGCCCUCUACGCCUUUGCCCUGUCCCGCGAGGCGCCGACGCUGGUGCCCGCGGGGUGCACGCCAUCGCCGUUCCUGGGACGAUCCGACGCCAGCGAUCACGGUCCACGGAAGCGCCGGCAGCCACUCGAGGCCGAGCCGUACUCGCGCUUCGCACAAGACCAACACCACGGUGGCGGCGGUCGUGGUCGCCACGGCAAGCGAUCGCGCCGCAACCCCUCGCCGCCGCCCGGCCCUGACCGCUGCUUCUUUUGCUUGUCGAACCCCAACCUGCCGACUCACAUGGUCGCCAGCAUCGGCGACGACGCCUACCUGGCCACGGCCAAAGGCCCGCUGCCGCUGCCGACCACGUUUGCGGCGCAGGGGUUGACCGCGCCGGGCGCAGCGGACGGCCACAGCGAGGACAGAGACGGCAACAGAGACGGCAACAGAGCCGGCUUUCCCGGCCACAUGAUUAUCGUCCCGCUCAGCCACGCGCCCACCAUCACGGCCGGCGCCAUGCACUCCAACGACCCCAGCGCGGCCGCCGACAACGGCCAGGUCACGGCGGCCAACACGUUCCGGGAGAUGACGCGCUUCCGCGAGAGCCUGCAGGCCAUGGUCGCGAGCCGCACGCGCCAGCAGCUCGGCACCGUGACGUGGGAGAUUAGCCGGCAGCGCAACGUGCACGUGCACUGGCAGCUGGUGCCCGUGCCUGCGCCGCUGGUCGUCGGCGGGCUGGUGGAGGCGGCGUUCCGCGUCGAGGCGGCGCACCUGCAGCUGCCGCCGCUGGUGGAGGACACGUCGACGGCGCCUAAAGACGGCGAGGCCUACGUGCCCAUCGAGGGCGACUACUUUCGCGUGUGGAUCUGGGGCGAGGCGGCCGGCCAGAAGGGCGACGGCCCGGGCGAGGACAAGAUUGUCGGCAAGACGCUGGUGAUGCACCUGGACGAGGGCGCGCGGUUCGACCUGCAGUACGGCCGGCGCGUGGUGGCGAAGCUGCUGGGGCUGGAAGCGACGCGGACGGUGUGGCAGGAGUGUUCGCAGACGGAGGCCGAAGAGGAGGCCGACGUGGCGGCGUUCCGGGCAGCGUUUGAACCGUGGGAUUUUACCCAGGAGGCGUAG